AUGCUCCCACUCGCUGGGCAGCUUCUGUUCUUCCUGCUGGUGAUAGGCACAGGGAACACCCUGCCUAGCCUCCGGGCACCUCCCCGGGGCUGCUACGUGGCAGAGGAGGCUGGUGACCGGACAUUCCGCUGCAGCCAGGCAGGUUUGAGCGCCGUGCCCACUGGCAUCCCCAACGACACCCGCAAGCUCUACCUGGAUGCCAACCGGCUGGCAUCAGUGCCAGCUGGUGCCUUCGAGCACCUGCCUGUCCUGGAGGAGCUGGAUCUGUCUCAUAACAUCCUUGCCCACCUCUCAGGGGCUGCAUUCCAGGGUCUGGCAGGCACGCUGCGCCACCUUGACCUCUCUGCCAACCAGCUGGCCUCGGUGCCCCUGGAGGCCUUCGUGGGGCUGCAGAUCCAAGUGAACCUGUCUGCCAACCCAUGGAGUUGCGACUGUGCCCUCCAGGAGGUGCUGAGGCAGGUGAGGCUGGCACCGGGCACAGGAACCGGCAUCGUGUGUGGCCCGGGAGCCCGACCAGACCUGGUGGGGCAGGAGUUUCUGACACUGGCAGGGGAGGAAGAGUUGUGUGGGGUGGGGCGGGGUGGGGUCCGGAGGAGCACCGACGUGGCCUUGCUGGUCAUCAUGGGGGGCUGGCUGGUGCUCGUGGGCACUUAUCUGGCCUACUACAUGUGGCAGAACCGGGAUGAAACCCGGUGCCCCCUCAAACAUGCCCCCAUGAGGCAAGUGCGCUGCGAGGACUCCUCUACCCUGAGCACUAUGGUCUGA
Molecule: messenger RNA, 765 nt
Organism: Talpa occidentalis (Iberian mole)
Lineage: Eukaryota; Metazoa; Chordata; Mammalia; Eulipotyphla; Talpidae
Gene: LRRC3C
Product: leucine rich repeat containing 3C
Exons: 1
Coding region: 1-765 (254 amino acids)
Cellular component (GO): plasma membrane
Molecular function (GO): protein binding
Source: RefSeq, a predicted model, not a curated record